This is a messenger RNA of Cordyceps militaris CM01, 2064 nucleotides long. Its product is annotated as Cyclin-like F-box. The transcript is spliced from 5 exons. The record is from RefSeq and is a predicted model, not a curated record. Gene Ontology annotation, molecular function: protein binding. Bases 1 to 2064 code for a protein of 687 amino acids. NCBI's taxonomy places the organism in Eukaryota, Fungi, Ascomycota, Sordariomycetes, Hypocreales, Cordycipitaceae.
AUGGCCAGAAGAUUCGGUUGCUUAUUAUGUGGCUUCGAUAUAGAGGACGUUCCUACCUCCGAACCAGACAACUGGAAGACCCGAUAUCGCGCAGUCUAUCGCAAUGGUAGCGAUGCCCUCGUCAGCGGUGUUGCGCUAUACGACACCUAUCCCGUAUGGCGUGUUCCAAAAGACCCGAUGCUUCGUUGGGACACAGUUCCGACUGAAGAUGACCUUCUGCAGCUUCCAGUCAUGAAGACUCGCGCCGCCAAUGGCCUUCACGGUUUUAUAAUCCACGACGCCUGCUGGUGUCUGCUACAAAAAGUCCCCGGUGCUUCACUCGUAUCUUUGCAGCGAAUGAUAGCCGUCUGUAGGUCUUUACCAUUUCCAGUCACGUUGAACGGGCUGUGUUGGGGGCACGACUACGGGGGCCUGCUCAGACCCUGGCUGGAUGAUCGCUAUGCCUGGCAAGAGGGAUUUUUUUACUUGCGUGAAGAAUGGGCCAUUGUUGGCGCCGUCGCCAAUCCAUUUCAUGGGCCCGAGAUUACAGGGCUACUGUCCAACUUGGAAGCAAAAGAUGCCGACCCUGGUGGUCCUGUUCAGUCAUCUGUCAAUGGGGACUGCUUUACUCGUCUUCCGUUGGAGCUACGCUCCAUGAUUCUCGUUUUGCUUCCCACAAACGACGCGCUGGGCCUUCGUUUGGUAUCCCGAACCUUCCAGUCUUUGCUCUCUGACCUUACGUUUUGGCGGUCGCGUUUCCUUCCUGGCGGGGAGCGGGGUUUCCUGUUCGAAGCCAGGGAACCGAGCAUAUUCAAUCAUCUUGGUGCACUGCUGGAGCUCUAUCGCCUUACUCGGAAAUCGAUCGCAAAUCCGGAGCUUUUGAAUCGAAGGCGAAUAUGGCACUUAGCACAAAGAUUGCUUCCUCUCAUCCAGCCGCCGCUCAUCAGCAACAUUGGCUGUCAGCGAACCGAGACUGUGACGUCACCAGGGUGGCAUACACUCAGGAGCAUGGUGCAGAGAGAGGAUCUCGCCCCUCAACGCCCAAUAUUCGACGUACCGCGUUAUCCGACUACAACGGCAGAGAUACAAGUCCCACCCGGCGCAGUCAGAGUCGGCAUUGCCGUCAUAGACACAGGUGUCUGGGAUUAUAUCACAGGCAUCCGAAUCAUGGGCCAAGAUGGGGAGUCACAAUUUGCCGGGUACUUGUUUACCAGAAACGAACACUUCUUCGACGUCACUGCGCUACAUGGGUUCAGAGUGGCCAUGGGCCGCAACGGGCUGAGAGCGCUGCAAGUCAUCGGUCCACGGCACCAAGCAAGUCGGUGGGCCGGCCGCUCAAAAAAUGUGCCAAUAUCGAUCCGUCUCAUGACUUCUGGACAAAUAACGAGUAUAAGGGUAACACUCGACGGAUACAAAAUCACCGCUCUAUCUGUCCACGCGAGGCAGACCGAUGACGGACACGCUCACUUCGCGGAAACCGAAUCCCUACGACGUACAGCAAUAUGGUACCCUAAUCCUCCGCCAGCUAGUCUCGUCCUCAAUGAGGCCUCCUUCACGAAUAUGUAUCCUCUCCGUACCGUCUACGAACCACUUUGCUGGGUCAAUUUCGGCGGUGACCGAGGGUGCAGACUCUCUUCGCUGCAAGGCUUCAUAUAUAAUGAAGGCAGUACACCGCAAGGUUUGCGCUUCCUAUACGACGAUGCGGCGGAGGAGAUGCGUGACGCAAGCCUAGUGCAGCUCGGCGGCAUCUCCGAUAAUGAGCUGCCGGAUGCGCCACGCUUCACCAUUGAUGGUACAGGUGGCGAACGCAUCUGUUCUCUCUCCGUCGGCUUUAGGCGUUUACCAGAGGACGACGCGUCUACAGGCUACAGGCCUGACGGAUUUAUUCAGUACUUGACAAUUACGACGAACCGGGGCAGAUCAAAAACUAUUGGUCAAUUUGACCGAGACCUGGAAAUGCGCGACGUUCCUGCUGCCCCCGGGACCACCAUUACUGGUCUAUACGCCAAUCGUGGCGACGAAAGGGUCUUUGUCAAUCUAGGUGUCAUCUCAGAACAUCUUCAAGGCUCCGGCAUAGAUGAGUAG